Messenger RNA from Durio zibethinus, 1258 nucleotides. The record is from RefSeq and is a predicted model, not a curated record. NCBI's taxonomy places the organism in Eukaryota, Viridiplantae, Streptophyta, Magnoliopsida, Malvales, Malvaceae.
CAAUAUGAAACAUUAAAAAAAAAAAAGAAGGAAUAUUACAAAAAGGAAAUUAAUGAGAGUGACAGCCACUAAGUAACUUUUGGAUGUCAGAACAGAACAGCCUUCAUGAUGUCAGAGACUGGAGAGCGGAGCAGAAGACAAGGAGCACAUCCAUGACCAUAAGUCUGAUGAUGAUGACAAAACAGGACAUAAAUUUUGCCUAGCAAAGAAAUCAAAGAAAACAAACUACCUUUCCUUGCCUUUCUUUCGUCUCUUCUUCUUUCUAGUUCCUGGAAUUAACCCACCGGAAAGCUGACUUAAGACAAUGGACGUUGACUUCUGGCCAUUUAAAGCCCGCUCUGCCAAGGAUCUCUCUCUAGUUCAUGCUGCUCGUCUCAAAUCUGAUGGACAUUAUGAUGAUUUUGAGAGAGAUGAAGAUGCAAAAGCAUGCUUUCCAUGCCCCUUCUGUUAUUUGGAAAUUGAGAAUCAUGCUUUCUGCAACCAUUUGCAGGAAGAACACUGCUUUGACUUGAAAAAUGCGGUUUGUCCUCUAUGUGCUGCAAAUCUUGGUAAAGAUGUGAUCAGCCAUUUCAUAGUGCAACAUGCUAGUUCAUUAAAGCGAAGGAGAAAAUCCCAAAAGUCUGGUGUCUGGCUUGGUAGUCCUGCUACACUUGGCAGGGAACUGAGCUCAUUUAUUGGGUCCUCAACUGGUGGUCGGGGUAAUGCACAUGAAUCUGCACCUGAUCCGUUGCUUUCACCUUUUCUCUGUAAUGCUCCUGUUUCAGACACUAGGGAUGUUCAACGAGAUAAAUGCUCUGCUGAUGAAGCCACUGUUGCUUCUAAUUUGAGAAGAAUUGAACCACCUUUGCUGGACAAAGAUCAUGAACAGAACACAGAAGAGAGAAGGCAAAGAGCCGCAUUUGUUCAACAGCUGGUCAUGUCAACCAUCUUCUAAGGUUAGUAUCUAGUCCUUUGCAUUACAAAUGUUACGCAGGAGCAAGGUCUUUGUUGAUCAGUUGCCGCCUGCCAUGCAGCUCACCUGGGUAUGUUAAUCAACACUGGGUUUUUAGCACCGGUGAUGGUUCUAGGAAGUCGGUCAUUAUAAUAAUAAUCAGUAUGAUUUGGGGGUACAGGUGGUGACGUGUUCAUCAAAAGGCAAUUUAUGUAUUUUUGUAUGAUGUCUGCAGUUAAAUAUAUUAGAAUGUAGGCCAUUUAAAGGCCACAGCUUAUAAGGAGUGUAGUAACCAACUCUAUUUAAUUUUUAAAGCAGAGUUAUGUC